Molecule: messenger RNA, 1439 nt
Organism: Corticium candelabrum
Lineage: Eukaryota; Metazoa; Porifera; Homoscleromorpha; Homosclerophorida; Plakinidae
Product: alpha-centractin-like
Exons: 16
Coding region: 27-1166 (379 amino acids)
Source: RefSeq, a predicted model, not a curated record
AUCAAUGAUUAAUUGCAGACUUGGUGAUGUCAGAUUUUGCAUUGCUAGCGAACCAGCCUGUGGUCAUAGACAAUGGCUCUGGUGUGAUAAAGGCGGGUUUUGCCGGCGAUCAGACACCGAAAUGUCGCUUCCCCAACUUUUUGGGAAGACCAAAGCAUUUGAGAUUGAUGGCAGGAGCAUUGGAAGGGUCGACUUUUAUUGGACCAAAGGCAGAGGAACAUCGAGGCUUGUUACGUCUCAACUAUCCAAUGGAGCAUGGUAUUGUGAAUGACUGGAGCGAUAUGGAACAGAUUUGGCAAUAUGUCUUUUCUAAAGACCAACUGCAUACGUUUGCAGAAGAGCAUCCUGUUCUACUGACAGAGGCACCACUCAACCCACGGCAAAACAGAGAGAAAGCGGCAGAGAUUUUCUUUGAAUCAUUCAAUGUACCUGCGCUGUAUUUUUCUAUCCAGGCCGUUUUAAGCUUAUAUGCAGCUGGAAAGACGACAGGAGUUGUUCUAGACUCAGGUGAUGGUGUCACUCAUUCUGUUCCAAUUUACGAGGGCUUUGCUCUGCCACACUCAAUUAUGAGAAUUGAUGUAGCUGGCCGAGAUGUAACUCGCCACUUGCAGCUAUUAUUGAAAAAGGAAGGUUACAAUUUCCGAACGUCAUCAGAGUUUGAAAUUGUCAGGACAGUAAAAGAAAAAGCUUGCUAUCUGUCAAUUAACCCUGUAAAAGAGGAGUCACAGCAGACAGAGCAAGACCAGGAAAAGUUUCAUCUACCUGAUGGUUCAGAAAUACAGGUUGGACCAGCAAGAUUUCGAGCUCCAGAAGUGUUGUUCAAUCCAGAUAUGAUUGGUGAAGAAGCACAGGGUGUGCAUAAGAUUCUAGCAUUUUCAAUACAGAAAUCCGAUCUGGAUCUGCGGAAGUUGUUAUAUUCUAAUAUAGUUCUUUCUGGGGGUUCAACGUUAUUUAGAGGAUUUGGUGAUAGACUGCUAAGCGAAAUGAAGAAAGAAGCACCAAAGGACAUUAAGAUCAGAAUUUCAGCUCCUCAUGAUCGUAUAAGUUCAGCAUGGAUUGGGGGAUCAAUUUUGGCCUCACUCGACACGUUCAAGAAGAUGUGGGUAUCAAAGAAAGAGUUUGAUGAGGAUGGUGUAAAGGUUAUUCAUCGUAAAACAUUUAACUGAUUAGCAAGCAGAGCAAAUAGAUGGUGUCUUGAAGUUUGACUAAUAAGUUACCACUUUAAUGGGUGAGUUGAAAUGAGGGAUUUCGCUAAUGUGUUGGAUUUGCAACUGAUUUCGAAGUGAACUCCAGCUAACUUGCAAAUACUCGGUGAAUCCUUGUUAUUGGUGUUAGCAUGAGACGAUAUGUAAUAUGUAUAUCAUGAUGGCAGUGAUUGCAGUGUAGAAUUGAUGCGAUUAUAGGUAGCAUGAAACCUUUGAAUGUAUCUGUCAGUGUUU